AUGGGUAAGACUACAUCUUCAAUGUUCCACCUCAACAACAGAGAAGCGACCAGCGACCAGCCCGUUCCCACGUAUGUCGGUGUGGAGCUCGACAGGACGUUGUCAAUCAAACAACACCUGGAAGGUGCCAAGGCAAACACAAGCGCCCGUGCAGCACUGAUAAGCUGCCCAGCCCGCACCACAUGGGGAGCCACAAGGAAGACACGGCGCAUGUCCACAGUGGCCCUGGUGUUCUCAGCCGCCGAGUACUGCGCCGUAACGUCAUGUUGCCCGAACAUAGCGGCCGUUGUGAUCCUAUCGCGAGCGAGGUGUGGACUUUCCAAGUGCGUUACUUAUUACCUCGUGGCCAUGGCGGUGGCGGAUCUACUGGUUAUCGUCUCCGCCGUGAUACUGAAUCGAAUCACCGGCAUCUACUUUAUUAACAGUUUGUUCUCCACCACUCCCGCCUGUAGUUUCAGCACGGUGAUGAUUUAUACAAGCAGGGAUUCAUCGGUGUGGCUGACGGUUGCUUUCACCUUCGAUCGAUUUGCGGCCAUUUGCUGCCGGCAGCUAAAAGAUAGUUACUGCACCAAGAAAACCGCGACUGUGGUGAUAGCUGCUGUGUGUGUCCUGAGCGGUGUGAAAAAUGCCCCUUUCUACUUUACAUACCAACCAUUGUAUACAGUGGACGGAGUGCCAUGGUUUUGUGACAUUAAGUUAAGCUUCUUCACUGAACCUGUCUGGAAAUCAUACGAUUGGCUGGAUCGCAUUUUGACACCUUCUGUUCCUUUCCUUCUGAUCUUUUUGUUCAAUGUUCUGACUAUCAGACACAUAUAUGUGUCCAACAGAAUCCGCAACGCACUUCGUGGUAACAAGGAGGGCGAGGAUGGGAAAGAUGCUGAAAUGGAGAGCCGGAGAAAAUCCAUCAUUUUACUUUUUAGCAUCUCCACCAGUUUUCUGCUCUUGUGGGUGACGUAUGUCAUUAAUUUUAUGCUCGUUCGGAUUAAAGGCGGUUCCUAUAUCUCCGGUUUCAGUUUCAGAAACCCACGUUACAUUCUCCAAGAAAGCGCCAACAUGCUCUCGACCCUCAGCUUCUGCACGAAUUCCUUUAUUUACGCAGUGACCCAGGCUAAAUUUCGACUGGAGUUGAAGAAGGCUGUGAAAUAUCCUCUGGUGGUGGUUCAUAACUGCCUCAGACGAUGA
Leucoraja erinaceus (little skate) is the source of this 1182-nucleotide messenger RNA. Its product is annotated as probable G-protein coupled receptor 139. Gene Ontology annotation, cellular component: membrane. Gene Ontology annotation, molecular function: G protein-coupled receptor activity. The record is from RefSeq and is a predicted model, not a curated record. Gene Ontology annotation, biological process: G protein-coupled receptor signaling pathway. Lineage: Eukaryota; Metazoa; Chordata; Chondrichthyes; Rajiformes; Rajidae. The coding region runs from base 1 to 1182 and encodes 393 amino acids. The transcript is spliced from 2 exons.